Messenger RNA from Chlamydomonas reinhardtii, 4588 nucleotides. RefSeq lists its product as uncharacterized. Bases 261 to 3674 code for a protein of 1137 amino acids. Gene Ontology annotation, cellular component: mitochondrial matrix; ribonucleoprotein granule. The transcript has 2 exons. Gene Ontology annotation, molecular function: RNA binding. The record is from RefSeq and is a predicted model, not a curated record. NCBI's taxonomy places the organism in Eukaryota, Viridiplantae, Chlorophyta, Chlorophyceae, Chlamydomonadales, Chlamydomonadaceae. Gene Ontology annotation, biological process: chloroplast rRNA processing; regulation of mitochondrial mRNA stability; mitochondrial RNA processing.
ACCCUUUGACCCUUGUUUGUCAUUAGCAGAGCUCACGCAAGCUUCGUUUGCCUGCGCAUAGGACUGGCCCGUUGUUCCUUUCAUCCGAUCAGCUUGUCUGUUUUCCCAUGUAUAGUAUCAGCUAGCACUUACGUACUACGAGGCACUGUGAGCCUCAGCCUGAGACUAAAAUGUUACGGGCCGGACGCGGCAGCGCAGCGAGUGGACAUGGCUUAGGCAGUAGCUACAAUGCUCCAGCGUCAGCACGCACAUGGCAUAGAAUGUGCCCAUGCGGCACACCGCUGACCCAGCCUCGCGCCGCUCGGACCGCCGGGCGCCUCGGCCCCUCGGCGACCGCCGGCGGUUUGGCCCGCGGCCUGACAUGCAGCUCCGCAACCAGCGGCCCGGCGGCGGCAGUGCUCAGCGGCGGCUUCCCCCGCCUUGCCGCCACCGCACCUGCUGCCACAGGGGCUGGCGGCGGUCUGCGGCAGCUACUGCCGCUAGCGGCCUGGGCCCGUCAAGCUGCACCAGCGCCCGCCACUGCCGCACCUGCAGCAGCCGGGGCGCGCAGCUGUCUCCUGCAGCCGGGGCGGCGCGCGCAGCAGCAGGUGCUGGCGGCUGCGGGGAGGUACGGCAGUGGCGGCACCAGUCACAGGAGCAGUGGCAGGAGCAGUGACAGCACCAGUGACAGCAGCAUUGACAGCAGCAGUGGCAGGGGCAGUGACAGCAGCAGUAACAACGAUAGGAGCAGAGGCGGACAUGGCGCGGACAGGGCGGGCAGGGGCAGGGCAGGCGGAGGCCGUUGGGCCGGCGGCAGGACGGGCGGUGGCAGUGGCAGGACGGGCGGCGGCGGCGGCGGAGGCGGCAGGGCGCGUGACCCCGCGGAUGACAUGACUGUGUGUCGGACUCUGGAGGACCUGCAUGACGUCAUUGAUAAGCGGCUGGCGGUGUGGUCAGAGCGGCAAGACGUGAUGACCAUGUCAGCUGCCUUCAACCUGUGUGGCAAGCUGGAGUCCGCACGCGGCGGCGGGCCGGCCGCCACAGCCGCGGCCCGCGCUGCCAUCGUGGCGGCUCUUGCGCCUGCUCUCCUUCCGCUCGUGCCGCGAAUCCGCCAGCCGGCCGGCUGCAGCCUUCCGCUGUGGGCGCUGGCAAAGGCUGGGGCUGCCAGCGACGGGCGUGUGGAGUCACAGCUGGCGCCGGCACUGCUGCAGCGGCUGGUGGAUCCGGUGUUGCUGAAGGCGGCGAAGCCGCAAGAGCUAUCGAAUGCGCUGUAUGCCCUGGGCAAGCUGCGGGAGGAGCAGCAGCAGCGGGGCUCGGGCUGGGACCCCACCUCAUCGCCGCAUCUGAACGCACUGACCGGCGCUGUGGCCUCGCGGCUGCGUGCGGCGGAGGGGCACGUCUUCAAGCCGCAGGAGCUUUCCAACAGCCUGUGGGCGUGCGCCAAGCUGGGGUACCGAGACUCAGACCUCCUGCUGCCGCUGGCGGAGGCGGCCGCAGCCCUUGCCCCGGACAUGAAUGCGCAAGAAAUAUCCAACAGCCUGUGGGCGCUUGGGGCCCUGGGCUGCACCGGACCGGCGUUUCGGGCAGUGCUGGAGACGCUGUGUGGUGCGGCGCUGCGGCGGCUCCGGGUACCGGAGAAAUCUGAGGCGUUCAAGCCGCAGCAUCUGUCCAACAUCCUGCUGGCGAUGGAGGGGCUGCAGCUGCGAGGCAUGCAGGCAGAGCUGCUGGCGGCAGCUGUAGCUGCAGAGUGCGUGCGACGGCUCCGGACACCGAUGGGAGCUGAAGCGUUCAAGCCACAGGAGCUGUCCAACAUCCUGCUGGCGCUGGAGGGGCUGCAGCUGCGAGGCAAGCAGUCCGAGCUGCUGGCGGCUGCAGUAGCAGCAGAGGGUGUGCGGCGGGGCUUUGCCGGCUUCAACCCGCAAUGCCUCAGCAACUCGGCGUGGGCCCUGGCUAAGAUGGGGUAUGGGGCCGGUGCAACGUCGCAAGCCACGGAGCAGAGCCAGUGGUACGCGGCCGCGGCGGCAGCAGCUGAGCGGCCCGGGGUCAUGGCCGGCGCCAAGCCGCAGGAGUGGGCCAACCUGUUGUAUGCGCUUGCGUCAGUGCGCCACCAGCCGCCGCCCGCGCUGCUUGACGCAGGCGCCGCGGCGGUGAUGCAGCGAGGCAAUGCACAGGAAUGUGCAAACACGCUUUGGGCUCUGGCGGUGCUGCAGCUGCGUCACGCCGGCUUGGAGGCGGCGGUGUGCGGCCGGCUGGGCGAGCUGCUGCGGCUAGGCCCGGAGUCGCUUGUUGCACAGGAGCUUUGCAACAGCUUGUGGGCGCUGGCGGUGCUGGCAGGCGGCGGUGGCCCUGCUAGCCCGGCUGCCGCUGCGCUGGCCCCGGCGCUUGCCCUUGAGGCCGUGCGGCGGCGUGAGGAGCUCAAUGGAGACGGCUUGAGGCAGCUCUGGCAGGCGCGACAGGAGUUGGGCGGUGAGGUGGCGGAGGCUCUUGCCCGCAGCCCCGACCUGCUAGCCGCGAUGGAGGCGGCGGUGGCUGCCGAACGGGCGACAACGUCGACCACCAGCAGACUGCAGGAGCAGGUGGCAGAGGCGCUUCAGCGACUGCUGCAGAAGGAUCUCCUGCCCAUUGUGUCCGUGCAGACGGAGGUGGUGGUGGAGGGCGUGCUGGGGCGUGUGGACAUUGUGGCGGGCUGGAGGGACGGGCGGAGCGUGGCCAUUGAGGUGGACGGGCCAGACCACUUCCUCACCAACCGGAAGAACGACCCGUCCGCGGCAAUUGGUUCUACGGCCCUACGCAACCGGCAGCUGCGGCGGGCGUUUGGGGAGGGCGGCCUGCUGUGUGUGCCGUACUGGGAGUGGUACGGCCUGAAAACGUCUUCCGCUCAGGAGGCCUACCUGCUGCAGCAGCUGCAGGAUCUGCUAUCGGGCGCUUCGUCAGGAGCAGUAGCAGCAGGGGAAGGCAGCGCCGCCACCCCUCGCCGCAAGCAGGAGCGGACGACUCGGCCGCAGCCAAACACUGCCGGCCGCACCAGCACCAGCACCACCGCUGGCAGCAGCCAGAACAGGCGCGUCCUCGUUGUUGUCCGCAGGAAGGCGCGAAAGCAGCAGGAGGUGGCCUGCGGUGGUGGGGCGGGAGAGGCCUCGGAUGCAACAGUAGCUGCAGCGACGGUACCGGCGGAGGCUGAGGUGGUGGCCCCUGCCGGGCAGCAGCAAACGGAAACGGUGCAGCGGCUUCCGAACAGUGGCGCUGGUGGCGGUGCUGGCGAGGGCGGAGGAGACAGAGCUCCUCUGGCGCCGCAGCCACCACCACCGCAGCAGCCGCGCGUGUCAGCGCCCCGGGCGCGCCGCAGCAGCCGCCAAAGCCCAAGCCGCAGUAUUCAGGCGGGCUCGCCUCCUCCUUCGGUUGAGGCCCCGCCGCCGGAGCAGAUGCAGGCGGCAGCGCCACCCCGGCGGACCGCGGGUGGGAAGCGGACUGUGCGGAAAGCGGCGGCGGCUCCGGCAGCAGGUGGCGGCGGCAGUGACCCCGAGGCGGUGGUGGUGCCGGCCGCGGUCUCUGAAAAGCAGGCGGCGGUGGUGGCUGGGGAGGAGGGCUCAACGUUAGCAGACGUGGAGGGUGGUGGUAGUGGUAGUGGCAGGGGCGGGGGCAGCAGGCGGAGGCGGGCGGUGGGACCGGCAGGCGUGCGGCCUCGUCAAGCCUAGCAGCAGCGAGUGAACGAAAGGGGGCGGGGAGCAGUGACCUGGGUUAGUGGUUGCGGCACAAACGUGCACACGACUUGUGGUUUGCGCAGCGGUUUUCCUUGUGUCUUUUCCCAACGCACGUGUGUAAGGAGCAGUGAAUGCAACAUGCUAAGGCGCGGCGCGACGGGCGUUUGGCGUUGUGUGGUGCGAAUUUGGUGCGGUGCCCAGUACGGUGGGCAUCUGUGGUGACGGUCAGGCAGGUGAGCGGCCGUGAGGCCCAGUAGGGGUGGCCAUACAUGGGGUGCAGCGAGGGGCGGGGCAUGAAGCAGUGGAGUUGGGGCACACACACCAGCUACCUACCGUAGUGACACGUGCACACACGGCGCGUCAAAUGCGCCAAGUUUGAGGCAUGCCGCUUGUGUUUUGUGGGCAGAUGGUAGAGGGCUACGGGUCAGCGGUGGCAGUGGCCGGGGCCUGGGGCUUGUGUGUUGGUGGCGGCUGACGUGACGAGCAGGCGUGACGCUGGGGUGGCGCUGGGGUAGGCGGGGGAGAUGGAGAGACCCCUCCGCGUGUAGCAGGCCAUGGAUGGGCCCGGUUGGCACGAAAUACGCGACGCAGUAUGUGUGUACGGUAUUUGGUGGGGUUAACACCCAUCAGUACCGUACUCCUCCUAGAUGUGGAGGCCGCGAGGCUCACCGCUAGGUGCGUCGUCGGUACAUCAAACUCGUGCCAACAUCUACCUUGGCCCUGGCCCUCGGCCCUGGCCCUCCUCCAAGCCGAAUCUUAUCCAACAUCUCUAUCGUAUUGACUCUGGAAUGGGAAACGGGUGCACGACGGGGGCGGAAUGAGCGGCACUGACAGCCACGGGCAAGAGCGGGGUUGUUAGGCGUCGGCCGGGAGCGAGGUCGCAUGCUGGCGAGCCAUACAGCGAAAUU